AAGCAGCUUAUCUCCUUUAGAACACAGACUUGUUUGAUUGUUACCACAACUUUAACUGUGUGUGUGUUUAUAAAUAGAUUUAGAUUUUUUUUUAAGCAAACUUAUAAAUAGCAAUAUAUAGAUACUCUGUUAUUUUAUUUUGGCACCACAUUCAGAUGGACAUUUCUCAAGUUUCAUCAAUGUAAAGCCUUCUGAUAUUUAUACCUACGAGUGUCAAAAAUGCCUUCUUCAAUUGCCUUGAUUAUUUUUUUUCACCUGGUAUAUUCUGAAGCUAUACCGGACAAUGAACACAUUGAAAUCCCCCAACCUACAAACUUUGAUGUUACAGAAAUACAUUUAGGAGUUUUUAACUUCACUUGGAAUUCAAACCUUUCUUAUAAUAAGGAUUAUGCUGUACAUUACAAGGUGUGCAUUGGGGAUCUAGGCAAUGAAGACUGUAAGGAAGAGGAGAGGAAAGUUGCUCAUUUUAGAAGAUUUAUAUCCAGAGGAGUUUUUGCAAAAGUUAAAACUAUUGUGUCUUUUGGUAAUAGAAAAGCUGAAAGCAAUUGGACUGUAAGGAAUUUUCCACAAUCAAAAGGCAUAACUGAACAAGCUCUACAGAAUGUGUCCUGCAUUUUGUACAACUUUGACCAUAUAAACUGUACGUGGGAAACAGCAAAGGAAGUGCCAGAUGAUGCACACUACUCAGUUUAUUUUUGGCAAAGAAAUACAGAUUUUCCAUGUCAUCAAUUUAUUAGAAAUGACCAGAGGAAAAUUACUGGAUGCCACAGCAGAAAAGGGACAGCUUUUCUUGAUAAAAGUGUUCACAUGCUCAUCAACGUGUCAGGGGUAGACUUCUAUUCUGCUCCCAGAUUCAGAUUUAAUCCAUAUGAAAUAGAGAAGCUCAACCCACCAGAAAAUAUUACAAUAGCAAAAAAAACAGAUGGUUUACACAUUGUAUGGGAUCAGCCAUAUUCAUUAAUUACCGACAACAAACUGUGCUUUAUUUAUGAAGUAAACCUAAGUGAAAAUGAACGAUUCUUUGAGACAUUGAAAAUAAAUUACAGUGAAUGUUCUAUAACAACUUUUGACACAACUAAGAGCUAUUCUUUACAAAUACGAGCAAAGAGAGCAUCAGCUUGUAGAAAAAACUUAUUUUGGAGUAACUGGAGUAAAACCGUUACGAUAAAUGACAAAUCACCUGAUCCUACAGUACCGUUAGUUGUCAUAGCCGUGGUUGUGUCUGCUUUGUUUCUUAUUUUGUUAAAGUGGAAAGGCCCAAAGAUUUUGCUAAAACUUUUCCCGCCAAUUCCUAGCCCUACCAAUAAAAUUAAGCAGUGGUUGGAAAAAGAAGACAUUAUCCAGCCUUACACUGCAAAGGAACACCCAACAUACAUUGAGAACAUUAUUAAAAUAGAAGAAAAUGAUACAUCGUGAAGACGCCUAUAUUUAGAAAAUGAAGAAGAAAAGUAACUGAUAAACUGAUUACUCACUAUUUUAAUAAUUAGCUACAACAAUUCAUUCUUUAGAUAGCAUGAUAGAAAUAACUAGGCAGACUAAUGUCUAGAGAGAGAGAGAGAGAGAGAGAGAGAUUUUGUACUUAUGCAGUUUGUUUAUUGAGUACUUGUAUAAAUGACUGUUGCGGCCAUGUUUAUUAUCUAUGAAUAGUAUUAAAUAGUUGUUUACUCUGCAGUGAGUGACCGAAUGUAUACAAUAUCAUCAUAAAGUGUUUGGUCUUGCAUUCAGGAAUCAGAUGCUCUUUUUGUUUAUGUUAAUGUCAACCAGUUGCAAACACCUACCAUUUUAUAGCUGUAAACAACGAGGGAAUGUAAAGAAAUUCUGUGUAUUAUUGUCAAUAAAAUGUCUAAAAAUAAAA
This is a messenger RNA of Acipenser ruthenus (sterlet), 1855 nucleotides long. RefSeq names its product interleukin-5 receptor subunit alpha-like. Gene Ontology annotation, biological process: cytokine-mediated signaling pathway. Gene Ontology annotation, molecular function: protein binding; cytokine receptor activity. Gene Ontology annotation, cellular component: external side of plasma membrane. The transcript is spliced from 11 exons. The coding region runs from base 220 to 1416 and encodes 398 amino acids. NCBI's taxonomy places the organism in Eukaryota, Metazoa, Chordata, Actinopteri, Acipenseriformes, Acipenseridae. The record is from RefSeq and is a predicted model, not a curated record.